Myotis lucifugus (little brown bat) is the source of this 650-nucleotide messenger RNA. RefSeq names its product ribonuclease 4-like. NCBI's taxonomy places the organism in Eukaryota, Metazoa, Chordata, Mammalia, Chiroptera, Vespertilionidae. The record is from RefSeq and is a predicted model, not a curated record. The coding region runs from base 16 to 447 and encodes 143 amino acids. The transcript has a single exon. Gene Ontology annotation, molecular function: nucleic acid binding.
ACCUCCAAGGCAGUGAUGGCUCUCCAGAAGACCCUUUCAUUGCUUCUGCUCUCACUGCUGAUGCUGCUGUGGCUGGGGCUGGUGCAGCCCUCCUAUGGCGAGACUAUGUACCAACGAUUCCUGCGGGAACAUGUGGACUCUACAGGGACAGGUGGCAACAGCUCGUACUGCAAAAAAAUGAUGCAAGAACGGGAGAUGACUAGGCCUAGGUGCAAGCGAUUCAACACCUUCAUCCAUGAAGACAUCGGCACCAUUAAGAACAUCUGCAAGACCCCCCAAAUCCCGUGCAAGAAUGGCAAGAUGAACUGCCAUGAGGGUGAAGUGAGAGUCACAGACUGCAGGCUUACAGCACGUUUCCGGGGAAACUGCAGAUAUCAGGGCAGGGGCAGCUCUAGGCGUGUUGUCAUUGCCUGUCAGGGUAAGCUGCCUGUGCACUUUGACAAAUAGAUACUACCCUGCAGGGUUAUGGCCCCGUGGUUGACCUUUAACUUACUCCUUGAAUAGCAAUGACAUUUGAGCUCUCUCAGGCUCUGCCUCCGCUGCUUAUGCCUACUCCUUUUUCUCUAUAUAAUCCAUUCUGUUAAAUACAUCAAAGAGAAAUGGAGACAUAAACCUAUAAUGGGACUGGGCUUCCUGUAACAAAAUUUUUU